This is a messenger RNA of Penicillium cosmopolitanum, 447 nucleotides long. RefSeq lists its product as uncharacterized. The transcript has a single exon. Lineage: Eukaryota; Fungi; Ascomycota; Eurotiomycetes; Eurotiales; Aspergillaceae. The record is from RefSeq and is a predicted model, not a curated record. Bases 1 to 447 code for a protein of 148 amino acids.
AUGAAGCCCACCACCCUCAUCAACUUCAUUGCUACCUUUGGCCUUCUCGGUCUAGCCUCCGCUGCCAAACUCUCCCAGGCCGAGGCUGAGUCACUUUGCGGUGACCUUGGUGUCAUGGAUACCUCAAACCUCCCCGAUGGUGUUGAUCCCAAUGCUGUCCGAACAUGCAAAGAACAUCCUGAGGGAAAAGCGGGAAAGACCCUCACUGAGGGCGAUUUCCAAGUACGCAGCCUGGAGUCGCGUAGCUGUUGGUUUAAGGACCACCUCGGAUGCAGUGCUGGUGGCCAUUGCUACAAGUCUUGCGCGCAGCCUGGCUCCGGCGAAUGGUGCUGGACAGCUCAGAAUAACGGGUUUGGAGACUGGAUUGGCUGCUCGAGCGUGAGUGAUUGCUCUCCCACCGAUCAAUGCGGUGCUGGCGGAUGCAGCGCAUGUGGUUGCAGCUGCUAG